AUGGAGGAUCUUCCCGGCAGACCCCCCGAAGUAGUACCCAACGGAUUCUCUCACGAUCCAAACCAUAAUAGCCUAUACGUAUUUUGGACGCACCUGGAUGAAUUGGAGUGGAAUGGACCGGACUUCACAUACACAGUGGCCAAUGGGCAUGGAAAAAAAGCAUUAAGAAUUGGAAAUACCUCUGCAGUCUUUGACGACUGGGAUGCCUCAGUUUCCACCACCGUUUACAUUUGGAGUGAGAACUCUAGGGGUCCGUCCCUCAACAAGAGUCAAAUAAAAGUUCCUAUUCUAAAAAACGCCAAUCAACACAAGCCGGAAAAUCUUUACUAUCGGAAAGAGAACCACAUAUUAUUCUGGAAUCCGCCAAACGACAAGAAAAACCUCGAUGGAUACACUGUCUACUGGUGCUCCGCCACCACCAACAUUCUUCAGAUCUGUGAUGAAAGUGAAGCCAUGCAAAUAACGUCCCUGGACUCCUCCCAGCUCCAAUUUCAGUUUCCAAAAUCCAUGAUCUUCUCCAACAUGGCAGUGGCAGCCAGGUACACUGACAAAAUCGGCGGUGGGAUGCAGUGGACAGGUUAUAAGUGGACGUCUAACAACUAUAAGGCCUCUGACCCCUCGGGAGCUGGUAUAAGUUACUAUAUAGCUCCCAUUGGAGUUUCCAUCCUAAUUGGUCUGAUCAUUUACCUGUACCGAAAAUACAAAAAAUGUAGCAAUAUCAAAGUUAUUGUUCCCGAAUUUUUGGAGAGACACAUGAUUGUUAAUACUCCUGCUCCGGCCGUCUUUCCUGGAAACUUAUCGCCGGAAUUUGUAAUGGAUGUAAGCCAAUUAAUGCCGCCCAAGAAAGCUCAAAUAGAACAAGAAUACAAAGACAAUGCCGAACCAAAAAAUGAUGCCCAAAACAACUUUACUGCCACGGGCUCAUACAGCGCCAUUUUUAAGAAACCCUUCGAAAAUGACCCUUCAAUAGCCACAGGCUCAUACUGCAUGACUCAUUUGUAA
Molecule: messenger RNA, 1002 nt
Organism: Drosophila bipectinata
Lineage: Eukaryota; Metazoa; Arthropoda; Insecta; Diptera; Drosophilidae
Product: cytokine receptor-like
Molecular function (GO): protein binding
Source: RefSeq, a predicted model, not a curated record